Messenger RNA from Jaminaea rosea, 2261 nucleotides. Its product is annotated as PARP-domain-containing protein. Bases 71 to 2242 code for a protein of 723 amino acids. The record is from RefSeq and is a predicted model, not a curated record. NCBI's taxonomy places the organism in Eukaryota, Fungi, Basidiomycota, Exobasidiomycetes, Microstromatales. The transcript is spliced from 3 exons. Gene Ontology annotation, molecular function: NAD+ poly-ADP-ribosyltransferase activity.
CCCAUCGAACCGCUUCCCACUUCCCUAGCAUUAACAUCAUCCUCAGCGCCAAGGAAUCAGUCCGCCGUACAUGGCGUCACACAAGUCCUCCAGCGCUGCUGGCGACGGCAAAGGCAUGCUCGAAGGCUGCCGCAUUGCUAUCAUCGGCAGCCCUGGUCGCUAUGGGGAAUCCACUCUCUGUGAAUGGAUCGAAGACGCAGGUGGCGAAGUGGUAGCCAAAGUCGGCGCUGAUCCGCCUGCGACGCACGUCCUCGUGGUCGAGAAGCCCACAAUGUGCGACGAGAUCGAGACCGCUCAAGCCAUGGGCAUCCCUCUCCUGCCCUGUCGCUGGCUCAAGGUCUCGAUGGAAGAAGGCAAACUUGAAGACAUCAAGCAUUACCCCAUCACUGUCAGUGGGACCAGAGCCGAGCCCAAGAAGAAGAAGGCUGCGUCCACCGCCGCCAAGAAGCGAGGUGGUUCGAGCAAGCGCAACGCCAUCGAGAUCAGCUCCAGCGACGGUGAUGACGACGACGACGACUACGCACCGAGAAAAGCAGCUCGCAAGAAGACCAAGAAGAAGGUCAUGACCGACAAGUCAGCCCCGUCCGACAAGAGUAGGAAUGCCAAGACUAGGACCUCCGCACCAGCAGCCAGCAAGUCUGGCACCGAAAUUACCAAGGCGGAGUCGUCCACUAUGCGCCAAAGCCGCCGUCUACCACCUGUGGAUACGAUGAGUAACUUCACCAGCACCCACCGAGUUCUGCAGCAUCAAGGCGUAGUCUACGACUCCAUGGCCAACUUCGUUAAUCUUCAAUGGGGCAGAAACAACAACAAGUUUUAUGCACAGCAGGCCCUGGCGCCUCUCCCGACAGGAAAGGACAAAAACUACUACCUUUGGACGAAAUGGGGGCGAGUAGGUGAGCGCGGUGACUUCAAAUUCUUUCCUCAUCCAACUGUCGACGAGGUCAUCAAGGCGUUCAACUCCAGAUUCAGGAGCAAGACAGGUCUGGCCUGGGCUGCGCGCUAUGAUACGCCCAAGGAAGGCAAGUACACCUUUCUGCGAGGUGGCAUUGAGGAAGACGACUACAGCGAGGAGGAAGAGGUAGAAGACGAAGAGUGCGGCAGCAAGGGUGCAGGAGGCGCUCACCGCAAGAAGUACGAGACCAAGCUGCACAACAGCGUCUACGAUCUGGGAGAGCUCAUCUUCUCGCGCAAGCUCUUUGAUGUUGCUCUCGAAGACAUGGGCUACGACUCCGAGCAGAUGCCUCUGGGCAAGCUCACGUCGACGUCCAUAGAGCGUGCAUACACGGCACUCUCUCAGCUCAGCCGAAUCAUCGCUGCAGGCGGCUCCAACCAUGACCUCGAUCACUGGGGAGCGAAGUAUUACACCGUCAUCCCGCAUGCACAUCCUCGCGAGUCGAGGCUUCCCCGCAUCGACAGUCAGGAAGAUAUUGAGCGCGAGACGCAGCUAGUCGACACUCUGAGACACAUGACAGUCGGCAUGAGCAUCCUCGAGAAGAAGCCCUCAAGCAAGGAGGUCAACAACAUUGACCAGGCUUUUGCCAAUCUCAAGCUCAAGACCAUCGCUCCCUUGGACAAGGACUCGGACGAGUUCAAGAGACUCGAGAAGUAUUGCCUCCAGAAGGGAUGGAGCCACCACAUCGAGCACUCUGUCGCGGAAAUCUUCCGCAUUGAGCGAGAAGGGGAAGAAGAGAGAUUCGCUGAAUGGAAGAAACUUCAGCCAGACAAUCGCCAGCUGCUCUGGCAUGGAAGCCGCACCGCCAACUUUGCUGGCAUUCUCUCCCAAGGUCUUCGCAUUGCCCCGCCCGAGGCUCCCGUCUCUGGGUACAUGUUUGGCAAGGGAAUCUACCUCGCUGACAUCUCGACCAAGUCAAUCAACUACUGCCAUUCCUACCUCAGUGACCGCACUGGUCUGGUCCUUCUCUGCGAGGCCCAACUUGGAGAGCCGCUCCUCCGCAAGGGUUCUGAUGGCAAUGCUGCUGCGAAGGUCUCGGCUCGGGGCAAGCACUCCACCUACGGCAAGGGUUCCACCCGCUACAAUGACACGAGCGACUGGGUGGAUUGCGCCGAGCACUUGGGUCGUCAGGAACUUCGAGGCGUGAAGAUGCCUGCGGGCACGCCAGUGGAGCAUGACGAGCUCGAUCUGGAUUUGCUCUACGAUGAGCUGAUCAUCUAUUCCGAGUCACAGUGCCGCUUCAGGUACCUGUUCAGGCUCAACGUCAUCGAUGAGAGGGACUACUAGGCCCGCCCACUUCUCUCCC